AUGGAUCUAUUUUUAACAAACUAUCUUCAUGGUAAUUCAACUAAAGUACAUGUAUGUGGUAGUGAAUUUGGGCCUAAUGAUAAGAUAUCCAUCAGUACUACCACUACUACUACUACUACUACACCACGUUGGCUACGAAAGGCUUUACAAUCCAUUGUCUUGUCAGUUCCUUUUCCAGGUGCUUCUGAAACAGAUUUGAUUCAAUCCCUUGAAUUAUCAAAUAUCAAGAUUGAUUUUUCGAGAUCGGGUAGAUUACUUAUAUCCGGUGAUGCCCUUGCUAUUCUUAAAAAGCCUGAAGAAAUGCAAUUUCAUAUGGACGUUACUCAGAUUCAUCCGACUGUAUUUUUAUUUUUAAAUAAAAAUUCUACUAAACCAUUCGCAACAGUUAAACCUGAAGAACCUUGUCCAGCUAAAACUGAAGAAGGGAAUGGAAUUAAUUUACCUUUAGGAAAGAUGAAAGUGAUCUCAACCUUAUCUCGAGCUCCAUUUAAAGUUUUACCCAAUGGUCAAAAGGAUUUUGAAGAGUUCUUGGAUCGAGUCUUUCAUCAAAGGAAAGGGAGAGUUUAUAUCAAAGGUACAUCAGAUGCGACAGUAGAAAGCGCCUUUGGGCACUUGAAUGUCCAUGAUCUUGCGUUUAAUGGAGAGAUUGAAACUCAAGGUUUAGAAGGCAUGCAGCAUCCUCCUCCAAAAGUGAAAUCUUUAUCUAUCAUUGCAGGCUAUAAUGAAGCAUUACUUGCCAACACAGAAAUUGAAAUUUAUAGUCCAUCUAAUGUAAAUAUAAAUUUAGGUGAACUUAACUUGUAUUUACUUUUUAAUGGUCACAUUAUUGGAAAUACAACUAUUCCAGACUUUAUCUUGGCCCCUCAUGUUUAUAACAAUUUGACUGUUUCUGCUUGGCUUUUCGGUAAUGAUGAACAUGUUAUUGAUUUUAUUGGUCAAUAUAUUUCGAAUGGUAUUCACAGCCUCAAUAAUGCCACUCUCACUAUUUCAGGUCAACAUCCAAAUGCUACAAAGUCAAGAUUUUUAAAUAAUUUCAUAAAACACUUGACCUUUGAUGUACAAAUACCACCAUUUGAUAAAGAUCCUUUGUUAGCAGACUGUCAAAUGAAUAUCUUAUCCUCAACGGUAGUGAUGAGUUUAAGGAACCCCUUUCCGGGAGUUCUCAUGACGAUUAAUAAAAUUAAUGCCUCUGCAACGUAUCAAGUAUAUGAAAUUGGUAGGAUGGAAGCUAAUUUUGAAGAUCGUGGAGAAGGCUGGAAAGGUCCUGUUUUAUUACCACCACCUCAUUGUGAUGAUGAUCAUUGUAAAGGAGUUAUCAUAAACUCAGAAAAGAUACCCGUCAUGACAAAGAAACUAGGCUAUGAUGCUAUCAAAAAGGCCUUGGGUGGUUCCAUUAUAGUUUCAGUUGAAAGCCAAGUUAGUGUCAUGAUUGAUGAUUUUAAACUAAAUGAUUUACAAUACCAUCAAAGCAAUAUCACUACUAAAGUGAGAAAACGGUUUUAG
Cokeromyces recurvatus is the source of this 1503-nucleotide messenger RNA. RefSeq lists its product as uncharacterized. Gene Ontology annotation, cellular component: fungal-type vacuole membrane. The transcript is spliced from 2 exons. NCBI's taxonomy places the organism in Eukaryota, Fungi, Mucoromycota, Mucoromycetes, Mucorales, Mucoraceae. The record is from RefSeq and is a predicted model, not a curated record. The coding region runs from base 1 to 1503 and encodes 500 amino acids.